AUGGACCGGUUAGCACGUCUCCUCAGCUGCGUGCUGCUCGCCCUCCUCCCCCUCACAGCAGCCCUCAAAUUCGAUCUCCACCCCGUAGCAGCACACGACUCAGCCAAGUACGAGCGAUGCAUUAGGAACUUUGUCGCGAGGGAGCAAUUGGUUGUUGUCACGGUGAUUAUGGACGGAUAUCGGGGGGAUGGACAGAGGGUGGAUAUGCAUAUCCGCGACGCAAUGGGCAACGACUACCACCGUCCCAAAGACGUCGUAGGCGAGAACCGCUACGCCUUCACCUCGCACGCCGACUCUGCCUUUGACGUCUGCUUCGAAAACAUCUUCACCUCGUCCGGCUCCUCCAAGUCCAUCACCCCGCGCCACGUCGAGCUCGACAUUGACAUUGGCGCCGAUGCCAAGGACUGGAAUGCCAUUGGAGCCGCCGACAAGCUGAAGCCCGUUGAGGCGGAGCUCAGGAGGAUCGAGGAGGUUGUUGGAGAGAUUGUCACCGAGAUGGAUUACCUGAGGAGUCGCGAGCAGAAGCUUAGGGAUACCAAUGAGAGCACUAAUGAGAGGGUCAAGUGGUUUGCGUUGGGUACCAUGGGUAUGCUUGUUGGGCUUGGGGCUUGGCAGGUUGUGUACCUUCGUGCCUACUUCAGGAGCAAGCAUCUCAUCUAG
Molecule: messenger RNA, 660 nt
Organism: Alternaria arborescens
Lineage: Eukaryota; Fungi; Ascomycota; Dothideomycetes; Pleosporales; Pleosporaceae
Exons: 2
Coding region: 1-660 (219 amino acids)
Biological process (GO): Golgi organization; endoplasmic reticulum to Golgi vesicle-mediated transport; intracellular protein transport
Cellular component (GO): endoplasmic reticulum; endoplasmic reticulum-Golgi intermediate compartment; Golgi apparatus
Source: RefSeq, a predicted model, not a curated record